Messenger RNA from Cottoperca gobio, 2152 nucleotides. Its product is annotated as protein NipSnap homolog 2-like. Bases 64 to 912 code for a protein of 282 amino acids. The transcript is spliced from 10 exons. Gene Ontology annotation, cellular component: mitochondrion. Lineage: Eukaryota; Metazoa; Chordata; Actinopteri; Perciformes; Bovichtidae. The record is from RefSeq and is a predicted model, not a curated record.
CUCCCCCGGGAACAGCCCGGAUUGCAGAAGUCAAUCCACCUGAUGACAGCAUUCAAGUGAAACAUGGCGACCCGACUCCUUCAAAGAGUGGGCAAAGGCCUAAAACAGACGAAAAAUGGGCUUCAGACAAACUGGCAGGUCACGGUUGUCGUAAGGAACCUCUCAGCUUUCCGUGAAGACAGCUGGUUCAAGUCUCUGUUUGUCAGAAAGGUCGACCCCAGAAAAGACGCUCACUCUCAUCUGCUCGCCAAGAAGGAAGACAACAAUCUGUACAAAAUACAGUUUCACAAUGUCAAGCCCGAGUGCCUUGAUGCUUACAAUGAUCUUUGUGCGGACAUCUUGCCUUCCAUUCACGCUGACCCUGAAUACCCCUGUGAGCUUGUGGGCACCUGGAACACAUGGUACGGAGAGCAGGAUCAGGCAGUUCACCUGUGGAGAUAUCGAGGAGGAUACCCGGCUCUCACCGAAGUCAUGAACAAACUCCGGCAGAAUAAGGAGUUUACGGACUACAGGAACGAGAGGGGGAAGAUGCUGCUGUCUCGUAGGAACCAGCUGCUGCUGGAGUUCAGUUUCUGGAACGAACCCGUCCCUCGUCCAGGACCCAACAUCUACGAGCUCCGAUCAUACCAACUCAGGCCAGGGACGAUGAUCGAGUGGGGAAAUUACUGGGCGCGUGCGAUUGAGUUUCGCCAGCAGAAACACGAGGCAGUGGGAGGCUUUUUCUCACAGAUCGGCAGUCUGUACACAGUUCACCACUUAUGGGCUUACAAAGACCUUCAGUCCAGAGAAAACAUCAGAAAUUCAGCCUGGCAGUGUGAAGGCUGGGAUGAAGUUGUUUAUUACACAGUCCCUCUUAUUCAGAACAUGGAAUCUAGAAUAAUGAUUCCCAUGAAGAAGUCGCCCUUGAUGUAACCACAAACACCGGGGAACCUCUCAACAGCCUGCUGUCCAACCAUCAGAGCGUGCACUGCCAGGGAAAUCUGCAUAACGUCAAUAUGUUGUUACAGUUUUUGUUUUCUUUUUCUUCUUUUGUCUCUUUGCUCCAUUUUUCAGUGUGGACCUAGACAUUCUUAUUUACUGAUCCAUUAAUGUGCUUUGUGGAGACAAAAUAUAAUGUAUAAUUACUCGUAAGCCCAGUGGCACUAGCAUUGAUAACAAAUCAAAAGAAAUUAACUGCCUCCAGUAUCUCACAACAAAAACACUGCAUCCACUGCUCAGUUUGUUAUCAAUGUGAAUUGGAAAAGCUUCUUUGAAUGUUACAGGUGAUGGUCAGUUUUACAAAGAGGAGCAUGCUGUUAACAAAUCAGUGUUCAAGAAUAGACAAUGAAGCUGAUGAGAUAGAGUCCUGUGUUGUAGGGCCACAACCUGCCUCUAGCUUUUUAUUCAGUAAAAGUUCACCAGUACACUCAUUCAAAAACUGUGACCUAAUGUUUACAUGGCUUUGAUCCAGCCAACUGAUUAUGGUGUGUACCAGUUAUUUGUUUCAAAAAUAAAUUGGCUGCAUGAAAGGAUUCAAAGCAACAGAAAUUAUGAAGACGCACAGAAAUGAAAGUUCAAAAACACACCACAGAGUGUCAGACUAGUCAGAACAGGAAGCUAGACUUUGAUCAAGAGGAUAGUCUGUUAAAGUCCACUGUAUACCUGAAGACGAUGUCCAGCUCUUUGGGUGAUGAUGUGCCGAAUCCGGCAAAGUUGGAAUUUUCCUGUUUUUUGUCUCCUCUGUUAAACUGACCACAUCUCCAUAUUCUGUUCUAACUUUAACAUCAUGACACUUCUGCCUCUUCCAGAUGUGGAGAGGGGGACAAGAUUAUUCAAAUGAUUGAUUUCUGCAGAGCUAAUCAUCUACAAAACUGUACACUGACAGGUUUUACCGAUCCCUCUAUCAAGCAAUGAAUGCCAAGUGGGUGACUGUGUGCUCUAACUGAGAUUAAUGUUUUUUUUAAAUGGUGAGAUUGUAGAUAUACAUAGUGGGUUUAUUGACCAAGCCAGAGACAUGGUCAAUCCUGUAUCUGUAAAUGAAGUGGGGUAUUCUAAACUAUCUGAUGUUGAUAAACACAGAAGAGGAGUAAUAUCAUAAUGUGGUAUAUGUGAAUUGCAGUGCUUUAAUAAGAUUAGUUGUACAUAUUUAAUUAAACUUCUGACGGAAAAAAAA